UAUUAUUAGUUUUGACACUUGAGGUUUUCAGGUUAACAGUUUAGCUUCCUUGUAUAGAAAAUAAAAAAACAACGACACGAAAGGAAAUUUAGAAAUAAAUUAAAUGUUCUCACUUAUUGGAAAUAUAUUAGUUAAAAAGAUCGAUAUUCGGCAGACCAAAUUUACUGUAAGUGUAAUGUCGAAAAAAUUUUCAAAAAAACCUUCGCAACAUUUACAAGAAAAAAAAGCAGACCUUCAAGUGGGACCAGUAUCUGUCGAUAAAGAUGGCAACGUGAUUUUAAGAAUUCAAGCAAAACCCGGGGCUAAGCGAAGUCAAAUAACAGAUUUUAAUGAAGAGGCUAUUAGCGUUGCGAUAUCGUCUCCUCCUGUUGAUGGACAAGCAAAUAUUGAACUAGUGAAAUAUUUAUCAUCUGUUCUCGAUGUGAAAAAAUCUUCUAUUACCCUUGACAAGGGUUGCCGAAGUCGUCAUAAAACUGUUAUUAUUAUUGGAAGUACCCCAUCAAUAAUUACAGAAAAAAUCAUGGAAGAAAUCAAAAAUUAUUCAUAACCGUUUUAAGUAUAUAAAAUUCAUAAGUGUUGAUUUCACAUUUGUUUUUAUGUGUACUAAUGUACUAAUAUUAAAUUAUCUACAUUAGAAUGUUGUUCUUUCUUACGUUACGUAGAGUCUACAGUUUAUCGGAGAUUUAAUUCAUGAUCUAAAUAGACGUUAUACUCACUAACAAUUACCCUUGAGAUUUUAAAGUCACAGUUGAAAUACGGUCGAUUAAUUAUGAUUUUUUCGGAUAUUACCGAUUAUAAAUUUAUCAAUGUUCUGAAUUUCGAUGGUGAAUAAUAAAUAAAUCUGUGCAAAAUUUCUUCUUUACGUUCCUCGGAAAUAUUUUGUGACUUAACAGUCAAUAUAUUAAGCUUCUGCAGACAAAAAAAGUAAAUCUGACGAGUAAUCACUGAUGUUCUUUACACAAUUGGAUUAAUCUUUGGUGUCAGAAAACCGUAUUGCAAAGACUAAUAGAUAAUCGUUUUACUGACAGUUCACCGUGAAUUUAGGACAUCGUUAUGGCACAUUAAAGUGAAAUCACCGCUUCUAAACAGUUAUUGAUAUUAAUAAUUGAGAAGAAUGGUCUUCGCUUAUUAGUCGACCUUAUUUUGCCUAGCAAUUUACCGUGAAUAGGAACAUAGAUAU
Messenger RNA from Microplitis mediator, 1180 nucleotides. RefSeq names its product UPF0235 protein C15orf40 homolog. The transcript has 4 exons. Lineage: Eukaryota; Metazoa; Arthropoda; Insecta; Hymenoptera; Braconidae. Gene Ontology annotation, cellular component: cytoplasm. The coding region runs from base 104 to 547 and encodes 147 amino acids. The record is from RefSeq and is a predicted model, not a curated record.